This is a messenger RNA of Dentiscutata heterogama, 498 nucleotides long. The record is from the annotation of a GenBank genome assembly. Lineage: Eukaryota; Fungi; Glomeromycota; Glomeromycetes; Diversisporales; Gigasporaceae.
CUUCCACCGUAUCCACAAGAUAAACGGUUUAAAAGGGCCCAACCCUUCUAUAAAAAGCAAACAUUUUGGAUGUAUACUGGUGGAGGAGGGUUUCUUUUUGCGACAUAUUAUGUAAACCAUUUAGAAGUCGUGCCAAUAAGUAAUCGGCGACGAUUUAUAGACGUAACCCCUAAGCAAGAAGCAAGAUUAGCGCAACAAGCAUACUCGGAAAUAAUGAAGCGGUAUCGCCAUAAAAUUUUGCCAAGUUGGGAUCAUCGUACGCGAUUUGUCAGAAGUGUUGCUCAACAAAUUAUAAGAGUUAGUGGAAUGGAAGAUUUAAAAUGGGAAGUUCAUGUUAUUGAUUCACCGGAAAAAAAUGCGUUUGUGUUACCUGGCGGCAAAAUCUUUGUUUUUACAGGGAUAUUACCGAUUGUUGAAAAUCAACAUGGUUUGGCUGCAGUUCUUGGACAUGAGGUCAGUUUUAAAAUUGAAACAAAAUCUUAUGAUUAUUAUAUAUAA